Molecule: messenger RNA, 5143 nt
Organism: Parasteatoda tepidariorum (common house spider)
Lineage: Eukaryota; Metazoa; Arthropoda; Arachnida; Araneae; Theridiidae
Biological process (GO): positive regulation of transcription by RNA polymerase II; cell differentiation
Cellular component (GO): nucleus
Molecular function (GO): DNA-binding transcription activator activity, RNA polymerase II-specific; RNA polymerase II cis-regulatory region sequence-specific DNA binding
Source: RefSeq, a predicted model, not a curated record
UUUUACACAUUAAUGCAAAUAUAGGUAACAUAUUUCAUUUCCGAUUGAUUCUAUCUCUGUUUUCCUCUAUCAUCAGCAAUUAUACCACUUCAGAACUAUCUCUAUCAUCGAUGAAAAAAAGAAUAAAAAACAUUCUAUUGUAUUCACUGAAACACCCUCACACUAAGAAGAACCCUAUCAGAAAACCACCACCUACGUAUUAGAAAAACCAUCCAAGAGAGCUGAGGAAAAAGAUGAGAGUGAAAAGUUUUCAACUCACCUGGAGAGAGAGAGAGGAUGAAAUUUGGCUCUCCCAUUGGUGGAAAAAGUUUAGUGACGUCACUACCCCAAGCAGGAUCGAGUGAGGCUCUUUCGGCAAAGGAUCAGAUAGGAGAAUCUAACCCGUCGUACCUGUUGCAUCGAAGGUACUUGCUUCUAUGUUUAUGUGGUACAAAACAUCGUUUGCAUUUGCAUGCAUCUUAUUGCAUUAGAGGACACAAUGUCUGCUUUUCAGCAGGAUCCACCCCCAAACGAUCCUGGAUCACCCUUCCACCCCCAGGAUAUGUCCGGCAUGAUGGAACUAUACCCACGUGAUUAUAGUGGAAGUCCGGGAACUUCCAGGCAGCAACAGGGGAGUCCAGUUGCCGGAUAUUACUUAGCGGGAGGAUCUCCUUAUGCAAGGGGUUGGCCACAACAGCAAGGGGACUAUCAGGGAAUGGUUCAGUAUGGUGUGCCGGACGAGACAGGAUGGUUGCCGGACGGUGCUUACGGACUCGCGAGGAUUAACUCUGCCCCGGCGGACUUGUCUUCGAUGGAAGCACCGCCUGCUUCGGAACUGGGGCGCUACCCUGGUGAUGGGGCUGUGAAUGAACCGGGAAGUUCUCCGGUGCAUGAUGUUGUCGGUUCGCCCCUGGCAGCCGCGGAAAGUCCCGUCGAUGUUCCUUCAACCGCUGGUAAAGGCGGUAGAGCUAGCCAAGAACAGAGAAUACGGAGACCGAUGAAUGCUUUCAUGGUUUGGGCUAAAGUUGAAAGAAAAAGACUAGCGGACGAAAAUCCCGAUCUUCAUAAUGCAGAUCUUAGUAAAAUGCUGGGUAAGAAAUGGAGAGGGUUGAGUCACGAUGACAGAAGGCCUUAUGUGGAGGAAGCCGAACGAUUGAGGGUGCAGCAUAUGCACGAUUAUCCCAAUUACAAGUACCGACCUCGAAGGAGGAAAAAUACGAAACGUGGCAGUGUGCGGAAAGGAAACGUCGCUGCUCCUGAAUCUCCACCCCUCAUGGCCAUGCCAUUCCCGGCUCCAUCACCCUCGUACUCAUUUCCUCAAGGAAACAGCCAUCUCAUGGGAGGAUACAGCGGAAACGGCAGAUCUUCGUCCAUGGGCGGAAUGGAUGUCUGUGGCCUUCAAACUCCAGAUUCAUCCCCUCACGGAAGUCCGUGUUCUGAGGCCAAUGUCGCUCGAAGAAUGGACGGAUACAGAUAUCCUGAGUUCAUGGGCAUGCCCAUCAGCAACAGUAAUUCGCAACCCACUACCAACGGAGAGCUCACUGGGUCAUCCAACGUAAGUCCCGACUCUAUCCGUUCACUGCCCACCCCUGAAAUGUCACCUAUUGACAGGGAUCAAGAUGGUUUCAUGUUCCAAAAGGAGGGAGGCAAUGCGGAGACAGGACGACGUGAAGGCAACGAGAAUCCCGUCUCGCAGCUUAUUACUCGCUUUAGCGACUCAUCUAAGUUCCUAAAGAACGUUCGUCCGCCAUUUCCCGUAAGAGGAGCUCAUCAUUCGCAGAAUGUCAUGUCUCUGAGGGAAUUGGUUGCCUCCAGUAGUAAUCCUGCCGCAACCUAUGCCGCCUUAACUGCCAUGUCACCACUUCCCCACUACUCUAUGGCUACAGACAUGAUGUCUCCAGAUCACCAGAGUUUGAUCAAGAGUCAAGACCAAGAGGACAGAAACUCUUGCAAUUACCCCUACACUUUCGGGAGUGAUAUUAAACCACAGAGGCCUUUACCCUCUUACAACCCUUUUCCGUCCACCACGCAAUUCCAGAACGUCGUGUACUACCAGCAAGCUAGAUAUUCUCAAGCUGGUGAUGGCAACUAUUUUACUGAUUUUCCUGAAAAUGAAGUGAUUGGCGAUGAAGAUAGGAGUGAGUUUGAAAAAUACCUCAAAGGGAGCAGCGGGAAUGCAGUAAUGUCUUCCCAUUUUCCCGAUGCCCCUUACCAAUGCGUUGAAACACCCAACUACGCCGAAAUGCACAAUGAGGCUACAGCAACGGACAAAAGUUUUCUUGGACUACCCAUGGAAAGUACUGUUGAGGACAUGUCCUCAUUUUCACGAAAUGUAGCCGCUCCUUCGAACCUUACGGCUAUAUAUGGCGCAACCGCGUCCCCAAAUAAAAGUGAAAAUUCUGGACUGAUAGCGGCUCUCUCUGAAGCACGACAAAUCAUGCUAUAAUCUCAGAAAUUCAACGUACAAAAUUGUGAUUGAGUUAACCGGUGUACACGAAAGAGUUCUAGUGCCUUGAACUCAAAGUGCCUUUCCCAGGUAAUGAAAGAAUUUCUAGUGCCCUGGUCAUGAAAGAAAUCUAGUGCCUUUAUCCAAAGCAUCUUGGUCAAGGCGCCAUUGAAAACAUGCUGAGACUUGAUGCCUAUUGUCUUCCUUAUUUAAAAAACCCGAGUCUAGAUCUCUGCAGAAUGGAUUGACAACUAGAAUUACCUCAAAAGGACUAUGAAUUACUUAAUUCGUGCCAUUGAAUUUAUUUCAAGUUUUCAGUUUAUGGCAACUUCCUCCGUAUGCCACUGUAAAGAUAUGUUUGGCAUACUCAUCUUUAUUUUUGUAAAGUGAUAUUAGACAUUUUUUGGACUCUAAACUUGAAUGCAAUGGGUGCCGUUGCCGUUCGAGAAAGUUUGAAACCCGGUGUAAAAUUUAUUGAAAGUAUUACAAAAAUAGUUUUGAUGCCGACAGAAUGGUUAGAACGUUUAUUCAAAAUGAACUGUUCAUAACAUGUCUGUUAAAAGACGUAAGUCUGAAAGACUUAUUAUGUGUUUCUGCUGUGUAAACGUGCAAUAUAUGUGAGAAGGAAGAUAUGCUUUCAGUUUGAGUAUUUUUAAAAAAGGCAUAUCGGUAGAAAUUUUGUAAAUAGGGUUCAUUAAGAGUGAUUUAUAUGUUUAUUAUUUGAAGAUUUUCAAUUUAUUGUACAUUUAUAAAUUUAACUAUUUCAUGGAAACUAUAGUGCCCAUAUUUAACAAACGUAUUGUUUUAGAAAGUGAAGGAUAUAUUUUAAAAAAUAUAUACUCUUUUAUUAAUUAUUCUAAAAACAAGUCAUGAACUAUAUUAAUUUAUGUUUGAAAAUUUUCAUACAUAUUAGGUUUGAAUAUAACUGAGCAAAUAAGAUUAUAUUCUGAAUUUAAGAAGACAAAAAUCAUGAAUUAAUGAACAUUUUGACCUAAUUUACAAUCUACCCUCCCUAAUUGUUGAACAAUAAUACCAGAAUCAUAAUAUGGUUCAAUUUGCUGCAAUCUUAAUAAAGUGUUAAAUUAAACUAUGUUACCGUUCAAACUGUGUAGUUCUGAAUAAUAACAAUUCAAUUUAAAGUUGUGGCAAAUAUGAACGAUAUUUUUAUUCAACACACUCAAAAAUCUUCUAAAGUAUACUGUUCCUGUUCAUAAUUAGUCAAUUUAAAUCAAGUGAUCUAAAUAGAUGUUAUUUGAAAUAAAUUGUUUUAGUAUAUUUAUGUUUUACGAACUCCACUCAAAAUCAUUUAACUCCGCAGUAUAUUGCAUGUUGUUUGAGCCAUUUUUUUUUUCUCUCGAGAAACAUCAAAAAAUGUUUUCGUGUUUCUCGUUUGAAACUUUCACCAAAAAAAUUCUUUUUUUGUUCAUUUUCAGUAUUAGUGAAGUACUUAGUGUUGAUUUUGUUGCAUGGAAAAGAAGAAUCACACAUUCCAUUUUGAACUGUAUAAUUUAUGUGUUUCAACACAAUGUGAGAGAAUUUUGACAAAAACGUGUUACCAUUUAUAUGUCUGGUUGCUUCCAACUCUAUAUAUCCAUAAUAAGAUUUUCUUUCAUGUUUACAUCUCUGUCGUAAAAAUAUAAUAUCCUAACUAAAUAUUUAGGUUUUGAUUUUAAUAGCUGUGUAAUAAACAUAAGCAGGAUUACGAACUGUUAUAAAUUUCCCGUUUUCCGCAUGGAUUUUAGAACGUCGGAAUCGAGGAAAUCCCAAUUUUCCGGGUUUUUUUAAUGAUAUUUCUUUUUGUUACAAAACUCUACUUCUAACUCAUACUACUAUUUGUAAAUUGUAACUACUAUUUGACUGUUUGUAAUUUCCUGCUGAAAGAACUUAUUCAAUAUGUACCUAAUAUUUUUGAAAUAUAAUAGUCUUUAUAUAAUUAAACAUACAUUAAAGUUCGUUUAAUUUUUUUAAAUAUAAGUUGGAAAACAUCCAUUAUUCAGCGUAUCAUUAUUACUACGGAAAAUUACAUCUAUUAUUACAAAAAAUUACCUUCGGUACUAUGGAAAAUUAUAUAGAUAAGAAACUACAAAAAAAUAUUACAUUCUUACUGGUUGGUGUUCCUGCUUAUGAUUCCUUAUAAAUUAUUCUGAUUGUUCAUGGCUUAUUAAGAUUUUAAUUUAAUGACUUAUAAUUUGAUAUUGCUUUAUGACUCAUGAUUUCAAUUAGUGACUUAUGAUUUUAGACUUUCUCUAUGACUUAUGAUAUAUUUUGGUGACUUUAUGGCAUCCGAUUUAAUUUUUAUGAUUUUGUUUGCAGUCUUCAUGGUUUAUUAUUUAUAUUUUUGAAAAACCUUUUUUGUUUUUUUUUUAAAUUCGCAUAUUUUCUGUGCAAUGCUAUUAAAUGUAAAGUGUAUGUUUAGGAAUCCAUGCGAUUGAAAUGAGAUGUAAUUAUUGUAUCCCACACUGUUAGUUAGAUAACUACUUGUGUGUAUGUUCAGGAAAUUCCUUUUGUUUGUAUUGUUCCUAUUUAUGUAUACCACCGAUACUUGACUCAUGUCUUUCGCUAUUUUGUUAAAAUGUAAGAAACAGAAGGAUAGCUGAAAAUGCUGAAAAUAUGGAGAGUUUGAAAUAUGGACAUUUUUAUUCAAAACUAACAUUACGUAAACGUUAAAUUUUCAAUUUUAUCGAAAGCUAGAAAGAUCAGUGCUUAAAACUUUAAUUU